AAGGAGUUUGAUCUCCAGGAUGGAGCCCUACCUCGAGUGAGGAAUGCUAUUCUCCGCCUGUGGCGUUGGUUUGGCACAAUGGAAGCAUGUCCUCCAGCCCUUCGCAAGGAGGACAUCUGGGACUACCUCAGCAGCCUUCCCCCUUCGACGCGGGAAGAGAUGUACACGACACUUUCCUGGAUUGGAAGUGCCUACUUACAAAAGUACGGCAUGGAAUGGAGGGAAGGCGUAGCCUGGCGUAAGAUCGAGGAGCUCCGGUUCCACCAUGCCGAUUUAUUAUGCACGACAUACAUGUGUAUGGAGCACAUACGCAACGGCAUGGCGAAUGUCCGCAAGCAGCUGUCCGCAGCUCAGUCACUCGACAUCAACGAAGCCUUUGGCCAUCCUUCUAACUGGUGGACUUGGAAACGUUGGGAAACAGGGCCUUACAAUCGGCUGUACCCGAUUCCGACGGCCGAAGACACCUACGUCAUCGAUAUCGUUGGCACUCGUGCAGAUGGCGAAAUCUGGAUGAUGGAGCCCAAUGAAGACGGCGACUACCUGCACGUGUUGAAGGAGGCCAUUCCCUUUCCCGUUGGUACGCAAUUUAACUGGAGGCAAGGUAUUCCCAUUGAGCUGGAUUUCCCUUGGGUGUUCGAGAGGAUUGCCUAUUGGCAUUGGGCUGAGUGGAAGUACGAAUGUCUUGGUAUCCGACUUUUGAUGAGUGAGCCUUGAAGCCACAUGUCGAAUACUAUGGACGGUGGAACCCAUUCGACUAAGCUCAACGGAAAGGGAAAUGAGUGGUUGUAGAGCUUGAUAGGACAAGGUCAUCGAAAUGUUCAAGGUAGACAUGAUUUGUGG
Aplosporella prunicola CBS 121167 is the source of this 840-nucleotide messenger RNA. RefSeq lists its product as uncharacterized. The transcript has a single exon. The coding region runs from base 79 to 714 and encodes 211 amino acids. The record is from RefSeq and is a predicted model, not a curated record. NCBI's taxonomy places the organism in Eukaryota, Fungi, Ascomycota, Dothideomycetes, Botryosphaeriales, Aplosporellaceae.